AUGAUUCUAAUCUUUGUUCUUGGUUUCCUGCAUCUGUUGAUGGUUCGUUCAAGAACCAAAUUAACUCAGUUCAAGAAUGUCAAGAAAAACUCUCUCACCAUCAACCAGUAUCUUGCUACCAUAAAAAAACUUAUUGACUCUCUCACUGCUCUUGGGUAUGAUGUCCUGAAUGAAACACAUAUAGAAGCCAUAUGUGAUGGUCUUCUUGAAGAUUAUUCACGAUGCAUUACACUUAUUCAAACCAAACCUGAACUCUUUACUAUUGGAGAGGUUGAAACUCUUCUUAUUUCUCAUCAAGAAACGCUGGAAAAAUUCAAACAACUUUCCAUUGGAUUAGCACAAGCUCAGUUAGCUCAAUCAAAUCUUUCCAAUCCAAGAUUUGCUGGAAGAACCUCUGGAGGACGAAGAGGUGCUCGUGGUGGAAGAUUUGCACGCGGUGGAAGAAAUUCAUGGCAAACAACAAAUCGUCUUUGCUGCCAAGUGUGUAAUUGUCCAGGCUAUUCCACUUUACACUGCUUCUAUCGAUUUGAUCAAGCAUACAAUGGAUACUCUUCAAAUUCAACCGAUGCUGGUUCAUUUAAUCCACCACCUCCUCCUUCUUCCUCCUUUCACCAGCCACAGUGCUACCUCACUUCCACCUCUUCCAUUGCUGACACUGCAUGGUACCCCGACACCGGUGCAAGCCACCACCUCACACAUAAUUCUGCCAACCUUGUAUCUUCAGCUGAAUAUACUGGGCCUGAUCAAUUAUAUAUAGCAAAUGGAUCUGGUCAACAAGCAAACACUUUUUCAAGGAAUUCUUAGACAUGGACUAUAUUCCUUUGAUUUGUGUGCGCCAACAGCAUUAUAUGAUCAUAAUUUUCUUUUUUAGCUUCUUGUAAUCUCAAUCUUGCUUUGUGGCAUAGAAGGUUUGGACAUCCUUCUAACUCUAUUGUAAAAAGUGUCCUCAAACAAUGUAAUAUUCCUAUUAAAUAUUAAUCAAA
Molecule: messenger RNA, 983 nt
Organism: Arachis ipaensis
Lineage: Eukaryota; Viridiplantae; Streptophyta; Magnoliopsida; Fabales; Fabaceae
Source: RefSeq, a predicted model, not a curated record